AUGACCGCCGACGCACUCCUCCCCAGGGGAAAGGGAAGGGGGUACGCUAAGACCGUUCAGGGCCACUUGAUUCGCCGUUACAAGCGCUUCCUGGCGGAUGUAGUACUACCUGCCGGAGACAGUGCUAAGGGCCGUGGGAGCAACAGCGGCGGCAGCGGCGACAUGGCGGCUGCGGCGACGGCCCUUGAGGCUUCGGGAGCCAGCAGCGGUGUAGUGGGCAAUGCUAAUAAUGACCCUCGCGGUGGUGUCACAAUUACCUGCCACUGUCCCAACACGGGGCCUAUGACGGGUUUGCUGGACUGGCCCCUCAGCCCCGUGGUGUGCAGCGUGUCCUCCGCACCCGGACGCAAGUACCCGCACACCGUGGAAAUGUUACAGGUACCGGGACCCGCGCAUCAGGGGGGUCGGCAGGGCCCAAGGCGGGGGGGCGCCUGGGUGGGUGUUCACAGCGCUCUGGCUAACCAGUUGGUUUCAGAGCUGCUGGACAGGCGACUGCUGCCACAGCUGGGGGAAUGGCGGGACGUGGCAAGGGAGGUGCCGUACGGAUCCCGUGGAUCCAGGUAUGCUGCGGCGGCUUGGCCUAACAACCCAGUUGUUAACUCCACAGCCUCAGCCAGCGCUACAGGCGCCCCAGAGCUACUGCCGCCGCCGCCGCGCAUAGCACUGUUCCCAGACACGGUCAGCGAGCGGGCUCAGCGUCAUGUGGAGGAUUUGAUGGAAGCUGUUUCCCGGGGGCAUGAGGCGCCCAGUUGGAGUUGGGGCCAGCAGCUGCGGCAGGCCGUCUGCGUGUUCGUGAUUCAACGGGAUGACUGCGCCCUCUUCGCGCCUUGCGCUGCCAAGGACCCUGUGUACGCCAGACUGGUACGGCAGUUGGCCAACAAUGAAAUGGUGUAUCGUGCCGUACAGCCGGUUUACGCGCUUGCUGUUGUGCAGGCUGCUGCGGCUGGUGUGCAAAUGUUAGCGCUGAGGACGUCGGUUCGACCUCCCACCACAGCUGCUGCUGCCGUCAACGUCACCACCCACGGCGAUGUCGAAGGCACUACCGCACCAGCGGCCAUCGUGUUCCUGGGACUAGCUGAACUGGACCUGGAGUACGGCAGUAGUACGGACCGCAGUGGCGUCGGCGGCGGCGUCUUGGUGGCAGCGAAGACGAAGCGAGGCCGGCGGCCGAGGGGCCAGGAUGGCCGCUCAGAUAAGACCGACGUGAAGAGGAGGUCGAAACCGAAGCAGGCUGGUACGGCACUGGCGGGAAAUGUAGUGAUGGCUGAAGGGGGUUUCGAACCGCUGGCCUUGGCCGGGGGAGAGGGGCCGGCCCGUGAGGGCAUUCUCCCAACGUCCGAAUGGAAUGCUGACGGAGUCCUUGGCGACGGACAGGGCCGGCGCCGGGGCCGCGCUGGGUCACGCUAA
Volvox carteri f. nagariensis is the source of this 1407-nucleotide messenger RNA. RefSeq lists its product as uncharacterized. The record is from RefSeq and is a predicted model, not a curated record. Lineage: Eukaryota; Viridiplantae; Chlorophyta; Chlorophyceae; Chlamydomonadales; Volvocaceae. The transcript is spliced from 9 exons. Gene Ontology annotation, molecular function: DNA binding. The coding region runs from base 1 to 1407 and encodes 468 amino acids.